Molecule: messenger RNA, 1347 nt
Organism: Plectropomus leopardus (leopard coralgrouper)
Lineage: Eukaryota; Metazoa; Chordata; Actinopteri; Perciformes; Serranidae
Gene: taco1
Product: translational activator of mitochondrially encoded cytochrome c oxidase I
Cellular component (GO): mitochondrion
Source: RefSeq, a predicted model, not a curated record
GGAAGUGCCUGUUCCACAACAAGGACAGCGGCAGCUGCAUGCACAACUGAUCUGUCAAAACGGUUACUGUAACUCUGUAUUCAUUACCACUCUGGCCGUGUGCACCUGAAGGGCAUGGCGGGGGCGGUGGUGCAGACGGCUCUCCGGAUCCUGCGCCCCCGGACACUGGCCGCGACUUCAUGCAGAGUCCUGGCCCCGGUUCAGUGCGUCCUCCCGCCGGCUUCGUGUGUGCUGUCCACGCUGUGGAGGAGCUGUCCUGUCAGGACGCUGCAGCUCUGCUCAGCCUUAUGUGCGGGACAUAACAAAUGGUCAAAGGUGAAACACAUUAAGGGUCCCAAAGAUGAGGCGAGGGGCAAGAUGAUCACCAAGUUUGGGAUGAUGAUAAAGAUAGCUGUGAAAGAAGGAGGACCCAACCCAGAUCUGAAUGUAAACUUAGCCCACGUACUGGAGCAGUGUAAAAGCAAGAACAUACCUAAAGCGUCUAUAGAGGCUGCAAUCAAAAAUGCGGAAAAAUCUAAACCAGCGUCCCAGCACAUUUUCGAAGCUCGGGGGCCUGGUGGAUGUCUGCUGCUCAUCGAGGUCCUGACUGACAACCACGCACGCAGCCACCAGGAAAUCAAACGCCUGAUUGUCCGGAACAAAGGGAUGCUGUCAGACGGAGCCCGUAACAACUUCAACAAGAGGGGGGUGGUCGUGGUGCCGGGCCAGAACAUCUCGACGGAGCGAGCUCUGGAGCUGGCCAUCGAGGCAGGAGCAGAAGAUGUCCAGGAGACUGAGGAUGAGGAGGAGCAGCCCAUCCUGCAGUUUAUUUGUGACAUGACGGACGUGAGGAAGGUGCGAGCCUCGUUGGAGGAGCUGGGGAUGCAGAUAAUAUCUGCUGGCUUGGAGUUUGUUCCCCGAACUCUCUUGUCUCUGGACCAGGACCAGCUGGAUGCUGCUUCAACGCUGAUAGAAGCCCUUAAUGACUUUCCAGAAGUAGUCCGAGUCUGGGACAACAUCCAGGCUGACAGCUGAGCAAGACCUCCGGACACUUGGUGGACAAUGAAAAUCUUACAAGUGGAAUUUUUGAUUUCACAGAAAAAUGACGGCCUGUACUGCUUGUUGAAACGUGUCACACUGUUUAUCAUACUCAGUAUGAAAAUAUGAGUGUAUUGGUCAUUUUCAUGCUUUCCUAUGGAACUUGGAGGGGCAAUGACAUUGUGGUCCUUGUUAAGAUAUAAAGUGAUAUUUCCUAAUAAAUUGCACGUUUAUUUACAUACAGCCUCAAGUACAUACAGAGAAGUCAUGCCUUUUUAUAAACUUGAUUAUUCAGCGGGAAGAAAAGUAAAAUAAUUACGAUAUCUGCAA